AUGCUGCCCCUGCUCGCCGCGCUGCUGGCCGCCGCCUGCCCGCUGCCGCCGGCGCACGGCGGGGCCCCGGGCGCUCCCGGCCUCCCCGGGGCGCCCCCCAACGCCUCGGCCAACGCGUCGUCCGCCGGCGAGCCCGCCGCCCCGCGCCCGCUGGUCACGGCUGCCCCCGAGCGCGCGGGCCCGGAGGAUGCGCCGGCGGCGCCCUGUAACAUCAGCGUGCAACGGCAGAUGCUGAGCUCGCUGCUCGUGCGCUGGGGCCGCCCGCGGGGCUUGCAGUGCGACCUGCUGCUCUUCUCCACCAACGCGCACGGCCGCGCCUUCUUCGCCGCCGCCUUCCACCGCGUCGGGCCGCCGCUGCUCAUCGAGCACCUGGGGCUGGCGGCCGGCGGCGCGCAGCAGGACCUGCGCCUGUGCGUGGGCUGCGGCUGGGUGCGCGGCCGCCUGCGGGCUCCCGCCGGGGCUCCCACCGCGCUGCCUGCCUACCCGGCGGCCGAGCCCGGGCCGCUGUGGCUGCAGGGCGAGCCUCGUCACUUCUGCUGCCUGGACUUCAGCCUGGAGGAGCUGCAGGGCGAGCCGGGCUGGCGGCUGAACCGCAAGCCCAUCGAGUCCACGCUGGUGGCCUGCUUCAUGACCCUGGUCAUCGUCGUGUGGAGCGUGGCCGCCCUCAUCUGGCCGGUGCCCAUCAUCGCCGGCUUUCUGCCCAACGGCAUGGAGCAGCGCCGGACCCCCGCCGCCGCGCCCGCCGCCGUGCCCGCGGGGACCACCGCCGCCGCCGCCGCUGCCGCCGCUGCAGCAGCCGCCGCCGCCGCCGUCACCUCGGGGGUGGCCCCCAAGUGACCCCCGCCACCCCGCGCCUGAGGCCGGAGGAGAUGGGACGCGGCCGGUGCGCUUAGUGCAGUCCUUAACGUGCGUUCCCUCCCGGGGACCGGGCCGCAGAGGUGCCAAAGCGAGGUCUGUGCUGGGCUUCUGGUUCGGAAAGGCAAACAAGCGCAGGCCACCAGACUGCAGGGACAGAAGGAGGGAAACGGGCCCUUUCCCCUCGAUUACCCCUCCCCGCGCCCACGUGCUCUUUAUUCAUGGCAGAAAGUGACCAGAUCCUGUGUAUUUGUUUUAUAUAUUUAAUAACUUUUAAAUGAAAGUUUUAGUAAAAAAAAAAAAUACAAAACAAAAAGAUUCAAUUGCUAUCGCCCUAGUACGAGAAGCUCUUUGUAUCUGAACAUAACUUGUACUUGAAGCUUGUUGUUGUUUUUAUUUUUAUUUAAAAAAUGAUGGGGUGGGGGGGCAUGGGAAGGAUUUGGCAUCGAUUUAUUGUUACCGCUGAAAUGAACUUUCUGAACCUUUUCCAAGUUGAUCUACUCAGUGGCGUGGGCUGGUGGACGCUUCUUGUACUUCUGUGGUUUUCUGGCUUUUAAUACAGACAUUUUCCUCCA
Molecule: messenger RNA, 1430 nt
Organism: Jaculus jaculus (lesser Egyptian jerboa)
Lineage: Eukaryota; Metazoa; Chordata; Mammalia; Rodentia; Dipodidae
Gene: Tmem158
Product: transmembrane protein 158
Exons: 1
Coding region: 1-837 (278 amino acids)
Molecular function (GO): peptide binding
Source: RefSeq, a predicted model, not a curated record